Ceratitis capitata (Mediterranean fruit fly) is the source of this 2148-nucleotide messenger RNA. Its product is annotated as O-acetyl-ADP-ribose deacetylase 1. The transcript has 3 exons. NCBI's taxonomy places the organism in Eukaryota, Metazoa, Arthropoda, Insecta, Diptera, Tephritidae. Gene Ontology annotation, biological process: peptidyl-glutamate ADP-deribosylation. The coding region runs from base 1544 to 1996 and encodes 150 amino acids. The record is from RefSeq and is a predicted model, not a curated record.
UGGUUUUAAGGCUUGCUAUUUUCCAACAAAUAGAGGGACCUAGAGUUUAUACUGAGCCACCUCCGAGCAGCUGAUGGGGGCGACCGCAUUCAGAAAUUUUAGCUUAAUUUUUUAUUUAAAUUAAUUUUCUAUAAAUGACGGGGAUUCGAGCCCGAGCCUUAAAAUGGCAGUACGCACUGCUAACCACUCGGCUGCCGCGGCCGAACUCAGAUAUCGAUUUUUUAGAUUCUCAAUAAAUCCACAAUUUUCUACAUUUUGUUUAUUUAACAAACUUAAAAACUAUUAACAGUUAUGUUAAAUGGUCUUAGCAAAAUAGUAUUAAACAUUAAUCUCGAUUUCUCACGCUUUUACGUAUGUAUGUAAACACUAUAUGUAUGUCGGUAUGUACAUAGCAGAUAUAAAUUGGUUCAGUUUUCAUUCCAAAAGUAGGUUUAGUUAAUCAAUUAUCUUUCAGAAUCCAAUAGCGUUGCGUAAAGGAAAAUACAACAAAAACAUAUGGCAUAAAACAAUGAACCGUUAAAUGGUAUAUAUAGAUUUUUAAGUGAUUAAUAUGCUUGAGAGGUAAUUGCUUACAUUCACAUUCUUGUGACUGUGUAUAUUUUGUAGCGCAAAGUUCUUUCCCACAAAAAUGUUUCAAUGCUUUGCCUGGCAUUGACUGCAUACCGAAAUACAUACAUACAUACGUAGUGUUUUCGGCGAAAAAGAUCAAAACGUCUAGCAAAUCUUCAAGCUCAAUUACAGAGAUUGUUGGGGAAGGAAGAGGCCAUUCGAAAUGAACAAAAUACGUCUACGCACUCGCACCCAGUGAUCUUCUAUGCAUACAUUUGUAUGUACAUACGUGUAUGUACUUCCUCUUACUUCCGCUCCACCACUAGCAAACCGCAGUGGCGCCCAAGUCUGCUGAAUACCCAACCGGCCGGCUUCGUCAUCCAGCUCAAUGAUCCACUGAUAUACGUGUAUAUGUUCGAUAUGUGUGUUUGUGUGUAUACUCGUACACAUGACUAUCUGAAUUUGUAUUCUAGUCAUGCAUUCGGUCGUGCGAUGGUCGCUUUUCGUUGGCAAAAGGUAGUCUGUGGGCAUGAGAGUACAUUUGUGGCUUUGAUAUUUACUUUGUCAUUUCUAUCGGUAUUUUGGUGUUGUCAGUACUAAAUCAACUAGCAUGACAGUAACAACCAACAAACAGCACCGAGAGUAAUAGAUAACGCAAGCGUAGCAGCCGGAAAGGCACCAAUUAACCAAAUAAUCAACCAACCAAACACAACAACAAUAAAAACAACAAAUGUUUAACCAAGCGCAUAUUGAAUAAUAACAAUCCAACAAUUAAAGUGUCACUUUGUUAGUGUAAUUUUAAUGAAAAAGCUACCAAAACUCAUUUCAGAGUGUGCGAAGAGACAAUAUUGCGAAACAGCAAAUAAAUAACUGUAAAAAAGUUUAUUAAAAAAAAAAAAAAGUUCAAAAAAUCUGUCGUGAUCACUAGACAUCACAAUUUACGACAACCCAAUUGGCAUUACACACAGCCACCCUACGAAAUUUACGCAGAAAUAUGUCCGCCGAUUCAAAAUUCAAAUUAACGGAGAUCGAAGGGGAUCUCUUCAGCGCACCAGAAACACAUUCUCUGGCGCAUUGUGUGGGCGCUGAUUUCGCGAUGGGCGCUGGCAUAGCAGUGAAGUUUAAACAAAUCUACGGACAAGUGGACAAUUUGCGAGGACAAGGCGUGCAAUCUGGCGGUGUUGCCGUAUUACAAGAUAAAGAUCGGUAUAUCUAUUAUUUGGUGACGAAACCACAAAGUUGGGGUAGUCCUACCUACGAUAGCUUGCGUUCCUCCUUGGUGGCGAUGCGAGAGCAUAUGCGCAAAAGCAAUGUACACAAGUUGGCUAUACCGCGCAUUGGAUGUGGCAUCGACGGACUGGAAUGGGAUAAAGUGAGCAGCGAAUUGCAUCGGGUGUUUGAUAGCGAGGACCUGGAAAUUGUUGUAUACAAUUUUGUGCCCAAGUAGUAUCGUUACCACGACGAUUUGAUUUCAACCAUUUUAAAAUGUUAAUUUUGUCAUUCAAUGCUGAGCAUUACUGAAAAAUGUCUGUAUUUAUGUACAGAAAAUUGUAUAUUUACAACAAUGGAUUAAAGACUUCAUAAUUGUUUAUAACAAAA